Halteromyces radiatus is the source of this 386-nucleotide messenger RNA. RefSeq lists its product as uncharacterized. The coding region runs from base 37 to 234 and encodes 65 amino acids. The record is from RefSeq and is a predicted model, not a curated record. The transcript has 2 exons. NCBI's taxonomy places the organism in Eukaryota, Fungi, Mucoromycota, Mucoromycetes, Mucorales, Cunninghamellaceae.
UUUUUUUUUUUAUUUCUCUUUAAUAUCAGUUUCAAAAUGUGUCGAAGAAUCACUUGUAAAACUUGCAAUAAAUAUACAUGGACUGGUUGUGGACUCCAUAUUCAAAGUGCUUUGGCUGGACUUACAGAAAAUGAAAUCUGUCAAUGUAAUGCUAAAGAAACCACUCCUUCUGAUAAACAGAAUGAAGAUGAUAAUGGUAUAUUCUCAAAAAUCAAAUCUGCUAUUGGAAUGUAACUCAUCCCACUUUUUUUCUCUUUCACAUCUUCAUCAUCCUUAAUAAUUCAAAAUAAUCCAUCUGUUUAUAUUCAUCUUAUUCCCAUUUUUUUUUCUUGAUAAAUACCGUAUAUAGUCAUUCAACAUUAAUAAAAAAAAAAGAAAAAAAAAAG